AUGGAUUAUACUGUUGGCGGGAUUAUUGGAGUAUUGGUAAUAGUCUUUGGUAUUCAGAUGUUGUGCAAGCUUAUGAAGAAAGGAAGGAACAUCCAACUCAAAAAAAAGUUCUUUGAAAGGAAUGGUGGCUUGCUGUUACAACAACAAUUAACUUCAAGUGAUGGUAGUGUUAAGAAAACACAAAUAUUUACAUCAGAGGAGUUGGAAAAAGCCACUGAUCGUUUCAAUGAUAACAGAAUACUUGGUCAGGGAGGUCAGGGCACAGUGUACAAGGGAAUGCUAGCAGAUGGAAGAAUUGUUGCCGUCAAAAUGUCCAAAUUAGUUGAUGAGGAAAACUUACAAGAAUUUAUUAAUGAACUUGUGAUUCUUUCUCAGAUAAAUCACAGGAAUGUUGUUAGGUUGUUGGGAUGUUGCUUGGAGACCGAAGUUCCUUUGCUGGUCUAUGAAUUCAUACCUAAUGGAUAUCUUUUCCAAUAUCUCCAUGACCAAAGUGAGGAGGCUUCACUACCAUGGGAAAUGAGAGUAAGAAUUGCUAGUGAAAUUGCUGGGGCACUUGCAUAUUUACACUCAGCAGCUUCUAUUCCUGUUUAUCAUCGUGACAUUAAGUCCACAAAUAUACUCUUAGAUGAGAAACACAGAGUUAGAAAGGAUUCGAGCAUCCCCAAGUAA
Molecule: messenger RNA, 669 nt
Organism: Hevea brasiliensis (rubber tree)
Lineage: Eukaryota; Viridiplantae; Streptophyta; Magnoliopsida; Malpighiales; Euphorbiaceae
Product: putative wall-associated receptor kinase-like 11
Exons: 2
Coding region: 1-669 (222 amino acids)
Biological process (GO): protein phosphorylation; cell surface receptor signaling pathway
Cellular component (GO): plasma membrane
Molecular function (GO): ATP binding; protein serine/threonine kinase activity
Source: RefSeq, a predicted model, not a curated record